Molecule: messenger RNA, 990 nt
Organism: Acanthosepion pharaonis
Lineage: Eukaryota; Metazoa; Mollusca; Cephalopoda; Sepiida; Sepiidae
Source: the annotation of a GenBank genome assembly
AUGAUCAAUAUAUUUGUUCGCUCUGAGCAUCCUUCCCUUUCUUUCUUUCUUUUCUUUCUUUCUUUCUUUCUUUUCUUUCUUUCUUUCUUUCUUUCUUUCUUUCUUUCUUUACCUUUCUUUUUUUCCUUUUGUCCAUCUUAUUUUCUCAUUCUUUCUUUCUUUCUUUCUUUCUUUCUUUCUUUCUUUCUUUCUUUCUUGCUUUUUUUCUUUCUUUCUUUCUUUCUUUCUUUCUUUUAUCUUGCCCCUGGCUUUCUUAUUUUACUUUCCUUCCUUCCUUCCUUCCUUCCUUCCUUCCUUCCUUCCUUCCUUCCUUCCUUCUUACCUACCCAGAAUCCUCUACCAUCUGCUUCAGUCUUCUUUUUGCAUAUGAGAGUUUCUUCUUCUUUUCAAGAUAUAAGAGUUUCUUCUUCUUCUUCUUCUUCUUCUUCUUCUUCUUCUUUUCAAGAUAUGAGAGUUUCUUCUUCUUCUUCUUCUUCUUCUCCUUCUUCUUCUUAUCAAGAUAUGAGUUCUUUCUUCUUCUUCUUCUUUUCAAGAUAUGAGAGUUUCUUUUUCUUCUUCUUCUUCUUCUCUUCUUUUCAAGGUAUGAGUUUCUAUUCUUCUUCUUCUUCUUUUCAAGAUAUGAGUUUUUUCUUCUUCUUCUUCAUUUCAAGAGUUUCUUCUUCUUUUCAAGAUGAGAGGUUCUUCUUCUUCUUCUUCUUCUUCUUCUUCUUCUUCUUCUUCUUCUUCUUCAGUAGUUUUUGGAUCAAAAUAGAAUUGAAUCUAUCUAUCUAUCUAUCUAUCUAUCUAUCUGGUGUUUUUAUUACUGGUAAUAUUUUUUAUCUAUCUAUCUAUCUAUCUAUCUAUCUAUCUAUCUAUCUAUCUAUCUAUCUAUCUAUCUAUCUAUCUCAUACACAUGUGCCAGACAAAGUAAAGUUUGUAGACUUUUCCUCUGUUUACGGUGAUUUACUCAAUUUUUCUUUCUCUUGCCUUUGUUCGCUGUGGUUUUCUUAA